This is a messenger RNA of Ctenocephalides felis (cat flea), 3735 nucleotides long. Its product is annotated as protein turtle-like. The transcript has 16 exons. NCBI's taxonomy places the organism in Eukaryota, Metazoa, Arthropoda, Insecta, Siphonaptera, Pulicidae. The coding region runs from base 48 to 3593 and encodes 1181 amino acids. The record is from RefSeq and is a predicted model, not a curated record. Gene Ontology annotation, biological process: homophilic cell-cell adhesion; axon guidance; dendrite self-avoidance. Gene Ontology annotation, cellular component: plasma membrane; axon. Gene Ontology annotation, molecular function: cell-cell adhesion mediator activity.
CCUGUGCCAUGCGGAAGCGCUGAUGUCGGUGACUAUGGGAGCAGAGGAUGGGCGAGCUCGCGGGCCAACUGGUCGCAUGCAGCAGUAGCAGAAGCAGAAGCAGAAGUAGAACUGGAGCAGAAGUUAACAGGACGCCGAAGUUCUGUGAACCGAAGCAAACCUAUUGUUACUCUAAAAGUUUCAUUAAAGAAAGAUCGACAGAUCACAAAGAGCAGCUGACAAGCAGGAAGACGCUUUCCACUUUCUUUUGCAGCGCCGUGUUUUUCGCGGCGUUAUUCACAGCGGUUUCAGCAAACGAACCUCACGGUUUCCAAGAUGCGGUCCACAUCACGGCGAUCCUCGGCGAAAGCGUCGUGUUCAAUUGCCACGUCGAGUUCCCGGGCGACCAUCCAGUGCCCUACGUGCUGCAGUGGGAGAAGAAGGUAGGCGAAACGGGUCAGGAGAUACCGAUCUACAUCUGGUACGAGAGCUAUCCGACACACAGCGGAGAAGGUUAUGAGGGACGCGUGUCUCGGGUCGCCCACGACUCCAACUACGGAGCGGCAUCGCUCAACCUCACGAACAUCCAGGAGAGCGACCAGGGAUGGUACGAGUGCAAGGUGGUGUUCCUCAAUCGUUCACCGAACUCUCACAAGAACGGCACAUGGUUCCACCUCGACGUCCAUGCACCACCGAGGUUCAGUGUCACGCCCGAAGAGAUAAUCUACGUUAACAUCGGAGAUGCGAUCAUUCUCAACUGCCAAGCAGAGGGAACACCGUCCCCGGAGAUUCUGUGGUAUAAGGACGCCAAUCCGGUAGAACCGUCGGCAACUGUUGGAAUAUUUAACGAUGGAACCGAAUUGCGAAUCAGCAACAUUCGGUCCGAAGACAUUGGAGACUACACUUGUAUCGCCCGGAAUGGCGAAGGUCAAGUGUCGCAUACGGCGCGGGUCAUCAUAGCCGGUGGUGCUGUUAUAAUGGUACCGCCGACAAAUCAGACAAAGCUCGAAGGUGAGAAAGCUCAGUUCACAUGCGAAGCGAAAGCUCUUCCGGGAAACGUAACCGUGCGAUGGUUCCGCGAGGGAUCGCCCGUACGCGAGGUGGCGGCGCUCGAGACGAGAGUGUCGGUCAAACGGGAUGGGACGCUGAUCGUAAACCCGGUCAGCGCAGACGAUUCCGGCCAGUAUUUAUGUGAAGUAACAAAUGGCAUUGGAGAGCCACAAAGCGCAUCUGCUUACCUGAAUGUGGAAUAUCCAGCUAAGGUCACGUUCACCCCAACUGUGCAGUAUCUCCCGUUCCGUCUCGCGGGCGUAGUGCAGUGCUACAUAAAAGCGAAUCCUCCUCUACAGUACGUUACGUGGACAAAAGACAAACGUUUGCUGGAGCCUUACCAAACGAAAGAUAUUGUGAUAAUGAACAAUGGAUCGCUAUUAUUCACAAGAGUCAACCAGAACCAUCAAGGAAGGUACACUUGCACUCCGUACAAUGCUCAGGGCACGCAGGGGUCUUCUGGUCCUAUGGAAGUGUUAGUUCGUAAGCCUCCAGUAUUCACAUUAGAACCAGAACCCCUAUAUCAACGAAAAGUCGGGGAAUCGGUUGAAAUGCAUUGCGAUGCUUUAGAAUCUGAAGGCACUCAACGGCCUAAUAUUCAAUGGCAGAGGCGUGAUGGAGCACCUCUUCAGAGAGCACGUGUUAGAACUUCCGGAGGAAAUAUCACAAUCGAGGGUUUACGAAGAUCUGAUUUUGGAUUCUAUCAAUGUGUAGCUACUAACGAAGUAGCUACUAUAGUGACAGCAACCCAACUUGUGGUGGAAGGUACGCAGCCCCAUGCACCUUAUAAUGUCUCUGGGACGGCUACAGAAUUUUCGGUGACAUUGAGCUGGUUGCCAGGGUAUAGCGGUGGACCAGAUUAUAAGCAGGACUAUACAAUUUGGUAUCGCGAAGCCGGAAUAUCCGAUUGGACUACAAUGCCAGUGACGCCUUCAGGAAGCACAUCAGCAACUCUUAAUGGUUUAUCACCUUCAACAACUUAUGAAUUUCAAGUUAUGGGCAAAAAUGCUCUGGGAGAUGGCAUGUCUAGCAAAGUUAUGACCAUCCGCACACUCGACAUAGUUGAUUACAGAUUUGUUAUGUAUCCCACUGAAUCUACUGGCGCUACAAUAUUUCCACCUAUUUUUAGACCAACAGGUCCGAAACCUGGUCCUCCACGAAAUUUGACUGUAACCGAAAUUAGCAACGGAUUCCUGAUAACCUGGCAAGUGCCUCUGGAGAGAGCACAUCUCAUCCAGUUUUACACCAUCAAAUAUCGUACCGAUGCUCAGUGGAAAACUUUGAACAAAGGACAAAUUCGACCAGAAGAGACAUCGUAUUUGGUCAAGAACCUGGUCGGAGGUCGAACGUACUAUUUCCGGGUACUAGCAAAUUCUCCCAAAAGCUACGAGAGCAGCGACGAGGUCAAAUUCCCGGUUCCAGCUCGGGUGAAGCACAAGGCCAUCACCGCAGGUGUCGUGGGCGGAAUUCUAUUUUUCAUAGUGGCUAUCAUUCUGUCUGUAUGCGCUGUCAAAAUCUGCAACAAGCGCAAGAGGCGGAAGCAAGAAAAAGAAUUCCUUUCAGCGUACAACAUGGUAGCCUGCCGCAUAACGGACGCGCGCAACGGCGCGGGUCAAGGCGGCCAAGUGCCUUUGAAAAAAUAUAACAAAAGCAGAAUACCAGGUUUAAGUCUUUUGCGUUCCAUUAAGAAUUGGGUUUGGCCAUCUGACAGUGUACUUGGCUCAACAUCGAGGCUGUCACCCCGGGAUCUCAGCCGCAUCCAGCGCACUCCAGAUGGCAAAUUUGUUCUCAACGGUGAAUCCGAAAUGGAAGAAUGUGAAUUGGAUAUCAGCAGCAGCGACGAUGGCGGUUUUCUACCAAGGCAGAGAUCACCUUCAGUUCAUGUGAUGCAACCGCCAGCUUGGACAUCUCCUUGGUAUUUUAGCGAUAUCAGCUCUGUAAGACCGGAUGCAAGCGCGCAGUUAAGAACCGUGCAUGCGAGAUAUUCACAGGAAUUGCCUUCAUUAAGGGCAAUGCAUCAACAAGCAUUAUUACUCCGGCCUGGUUUUGUACCUGUUCAUCCCUUGGCUACUAGCUCCCCUCCGAGAGGCGUGACAAACAACACAAUGCCGAGGCCGAAAAGAUCAACUAUGCCUUUGCAUAUAGAUCCGGAUAGCAGAUCGAGUAGUAGCGGUUUUGGGAGCAAAAACACGUCGGGGACUUCGCACCAUUUACUGCAUCCGCUGCCACCGUACCGACCACCGCCUCCUGCACCGUUGCCACCUCCGCCGCCAAAUUUUAUUGCGCCGUGGCUCGAACUAGCGGCUUCGAGACUCGGCAUGGAUCACACGGGUGUGAAAGCUGAUAGUGUAGACGGUCAUUACGAAUUUGACCGGGCUACACCUGCUACAUCAACUCCUACUGGUGAGCCGAUACCCGCCAGAAAGCCGCGAUUGACAGUAUCAACGGCGUCAAUGAGAUGCGACGAGAUCGAGGCGCGCGUGCAAGCCAUGCUACAAGAGUUCCAGGCGUUUCGAAGGCGACAAGCGAUGCGCAGGGCCGCAGCCCUGGAGACCGUUUGCUGACACGAAACCAAAAUAAAAAGGCUCUCGUUAAAACUUUUGUGUAUAAAACUUUGAUACCAGUGCUCUAUGUGACAUUUUUACGGUGUUUGUAGAUUGUAUAGUUUAAUUAGUCUCGCUCGAGUUGUAAAAAUUAAUAUAUUAA